GAAGGCGCGCAGGGGAAAGCCAUGCAGCAGGGGAAGUGAGAGCGGGAGAGACUGAGACUCUCUCUGACUGGCAGGCAGGCAGGCAGGCAGGCAGGCAGCGAGGGACAAGUGCCCCGGCAGCCGCUCUCCAGCCCAGGAAGGGGAGGCGGACUAGACCAGAGCUCGAGCAUGCCUUCCAGGAAGAGCGCCGUUGCGUUCUGACUGCGCCCUCUUCUGCAGCCACAUCCGCCCCGAACAACGCCCCGAAGCUGCGGGGGGCGCCCCCAUCUCCAGCGCGUCCAUUCAAGGUUGAUGAUGACAAUGAUCUGUCAAACUCUCUGAAGCAACAGCAUGGAGAUUGGCACUCUGAACUGUUAAUGGGGUCAUGGGACUCACGUCGUCAUUGAUCACUUGUGUGGAUUUAACCAGUGAGGAGCAACAGAAAUUGAUAGAAAGGCUUCCAGAAUUAACGCAGCACUGAAGGUCAUCAAAUCGUGUUUCUUUUAAUUUCUGUCUGGGAGAAUGUCUGAGCAAGGAAAAGCAGAGGACGCUGGAAAUGAGCAAGACUCAGCCCUCUCUCAACAGGAGAACUGCAUCCAUAAUAAAACCGAAGGCUCGGAGCGGGAUGAAAAAGAUGAAAAUGGUAAAUCAGACCAGAAACGAGGUGCUAACCAGAACCAGCAGAAAAAGAGAUCCAAGUCAGGAGGAAAGGGGAAACUGGUGCGGAGUCUUGCUGUAUGUGAAGAAUCAUGCCCUCGUCUGGACACAGAGAUUGACAAUCAGGAAUCAAUACAACUACAGCUUUCAAGUUUCCCCAGCCUACAAGAAGAGGAUAAAUCUAGUAAAGAUGAAUCUGAGAAAGAAAAAGAGAAGGAUAAAAACAAAGAAAAAGAUAGAAACAGUGAAAAACCCAAGAUAAGAAUGUUAUCAAAAGACUACAGCCAAGAAUAUACAGACUCAACAGGCAUAGAUUUGCACGAAUUUCUGGUUAACACAUUAAAGAAUAAUCCCAGGGAUAGAAUGAUCCUGUUGAAAAUGGAGCAGGAAAUUAUUGAUUUUAUUAGUGAUAACAGUAAUCAUUAUAAAAAGUUCCCCCAGAUGUCGUCAUAUCAGCGAAUGCUGGUGCACAGAGUGGCAGCUUAUUUCGGCAUGGAUCACAAUGUGGAUCAGACUGGGAAAUCUGUAAUCAUCAACAAGACCAGCAAUAUGAGAAUACCAGAGCAAAGGUUUUCUGAACAUUUAAAAGAUGAAAAAGGUGAAGAAUCCCAGAAGCGAUUUAUCUUGAAGCGAGAUAACUCUAGUAUUGAUAAAGAAGACAAUCAGCAAAACAGAAUUCAUCCAUUUAGAGAUGACAGACGAAGUAAAUCAAUUGAAGAGAGAGAAGAGGAGUAUCAGAGGGUGAGGGAGAGAAUAUUUACACAAGAUUCAGUUUGCUCACAAGAAAAUCUUUUUGUGGAUAACAGGCUCUUGGAGGACAGCAUAUGCAAUGAAACUCUUAAGAAGAGACAACUCUUCAGGGGUAACAGAGACAGCACAGGGAAGGCAUCUGGCAGUCGGCAAAGCAGUACAGAUAAUGAAUUGAAAUGGACAGACCACCAGAGACCAUGGAGCAGUACAGACUCGGACAGCUCCAAUCGCAAUCUGAAGCCAGCCAUAACUAAGACUGCAAGUUUUGGUGGAAUAACUGUUCUUACAAGAGGAGAUAGCUCAUCAAGUAACAGGAGUACCGGAAAACUGUCUAAAACAGGUUCAGAGUCUUCCAGCAGUGCUGGCUCCUCAGGAUCUCUGUCACGAACGCAUCAACCUCUCCAAAGUGCACCCCUUGUCCCUGGAGUGACAGCCACCUCUUCAAGCAGCAUUACCUAUACAGAGAAUGGGAUGAAUGGCCAGGUCGUACCAAGCAACACCAGCUAUAUCAUACUUCCACUUGAAGCUGCAGGGAUACCUCCAGGAAGUAUCCUGCUCAAUCCACACACUGUCCAAGGGCUGACAACCCUCAGCAUGCGUGUGGACAGAGGCACACCAGACCAUUUUGCUCGGCACUUCAUCCAGGAAACUGAUGCCCUGGCAGCACUUCUGGGGCCAGUGGUACAGGAGAAGGCAACAGGUCAACCAUUCGUAAAUCCUGAUGGUACACCUGCAAUAUACAACCCACCCAGCAGUCAGCAGCCUCUUAGAAGCCAAAUAGUUGGACAGUCUCAACAACCACCUUCGUCACAGCAGCCUGUGCAGCAACCACAGCAACAGAUUGCAAGUCACCUUGUCACACAGCCUGUACAGCCUCUGCAGCCUUCUUCCCAAUCAGUCCCGUACUCUACAGUUUCCUACCCACCUCAGCAUCUCCUGGCAAUGUCUCCAACGCAGCAGUUUCCUGUGCGAGAUGACAUGACAACACAGUUUAGCCAGAUGAGCUUAAGUCGCCAGUCAUCAGGAGACAACCCUGAUUCGCCUUCUGGUCCUGUCUACCCAUCUCCUAUUAUACAGCAGUCUGCCCCACAGACUGGUUACGUCAUGGCGCCCCCAAGCCAGCAGCUCCACCCUGGAGGCUUUACAGGUUCAGGUCCAUCAGUUUCCCAACAAGUCCUGCAACCCCCACCUCCACCACAGAGUUAUGUACAACAGCCACCGCCUGCUCAGAUGCCUGUAUAUUAUUACCCAACUGGUCAAUACCCUACCUCAGCAACUCAGCAGUAUAGGCCCAUGGCCUCUGUCCAGUACAAUGCACAGCGGAGUUCCCAAAUACCACAGACUGCUCAGCAAGCAGGUUACCAGUCUGUUUUGUCCAAUCAACAGCAAGGGUUCCAAGGACUCCUCGGAAUGCAACAGCCUCCCCAAAGUCAGAACCUGAUGAAUAAUCAACAGGGAAAUCAGGUGCAAGGCAUGCUGGUCCAGUAUCCAGCCAUGUCAUCUUAUCAGGUGCCAAUGACCCAGGGUUCUCAAGGACUGCCUCAACAGUCAUAUCAACAGCCAAUCAUGCUACCUAAUCAAUCAGGUCAAGGAACACUUACAGCCACUGGAAUGCCCGUUUACUGUAAUGUCAUACCUCCUUCCCCACAGAACAAUCUUCGAUUGAUUGCGCCCCAAUGUCCCUCUAAUAAUGUUCCAGUUAUCUCUGCCAACUGCAGGACAAACUGUGCGAAUAUGAACAAUAGCGGAUGGCAGGUCAAGUACUGAAACUGUGAAAUUUAUAGUACAGAUACUUAAAGAUAGUUGUGCAUUUUUUUUAAUGACCACUAUCUCAUGGCCUUCAACUGAAAAGAGGAAUACAAAGUAAGUAAUUGGUUAAGGAGCAUAGAGAGACCUCACUGCUGGAAAUAUGUAAAAAACAACAACAACAAAACGUAAUAAGUUGUUUGCUGGUUAAUGGUGCAUAUUUUGUCAUGUCCGCUAGGUAUGCCUUUAUAGCUAAGCUAGUGACAUGAAAUCAUUGAGGUAAGAUUUUUUCCUACCACUAAACACCACUGUGUAGAUUAUAAUAUCCCUGAUUCAGAUUAGUUUUGUACUUUGUGUUGAGUUUGUGAAGCUAAAAGUAUUUAAAAAUAUAAUAAAACCACAUUGUACCAAAGUUGUAAUGGACAUUUUAAAAAUUAAUGAAUGGAACGAAUAAUUUAUAUACACUAUAGA
Molecule: messenger RNA, 3603 nt
Organism: Eublepharis macularius
Lineage: Eukaryota; Metazoa; Chordata; Lepidosauria; Squamata; Eublepharidae
Gene: ARPP21
Product: cAMP regulated phosphoprotein 21
Exons: 22
Coding region: 502-3153 (883 amino acids)
Cellular component (GO): cytoplasm
Molecular function (GO): nucleic acid binding
Source: RefSeq, a predicted model, not a curated record